Molecule: messenger RNA, 1557 nt
Organism: Monosiga brevicollis MX1
Lineage: Eukaryota; Choanoflagellata; Craspedida; Salpingoecidae
Exons: 8
Coding region: 1-1557 (518 amino acids)
Molecular function (GO): protein binding; metal ion binding
Source: RefSeq, a predicted model, not a curated record
AUGGCCGAGGCCAGUGUGCCGCGGUCCUCGCCGCUGGCCGUGCCCACGUCGGCGACGCGCCGCAUUCUCCUCGACCCUGAAGCCUCGACCCACUCCAUGCCCAAUCUGCAACACGUUGCCUCCAGCCCCAAGCUCAGCGCCUCCCCCCGUUUCAUGCAAGAACGCCUCAGUCACCACGUCUCCCUGACCAAGGAUCCCUCCGUGGCCUCCCGCAACGAAGAAGAAGAGGGCUCGCGGCUGGUCCGCGUGUGCGUCAGCUCAGCUGACAACUUGGCCCGCAAAAGCAUGCUGCGCAUGCCUGACCCCUUUGCUCUCGUUAGCAUCGACAACGAGCAAUUUCAAUCCGCGGUGGCACGACGCACGCUCUCCCCGCAAUGGCUCACGGAACGCGACAUGUUCAUGAACCCAUCUUCUAUCCUCACCAUUUACGUCUUUGACGCCAAGCGCUAUCGCCCCCGCGACUGGGCCGGCUUUCUUGGUAUGGCCGUGAUUGAAGCCAACGCCUUUCUCGACUCGACCACCCUCGGUGAAGGUGCCACCAAAGUGCUGAACUUUCGCCUUCGCAAGCGCGUACCCGAUGACCUCGUCACUGGCACCAUCUGCGUCAAGGUUCGCAUCCUGUCUGACGAGCUCGACAUGCACGCCAGCACUGGCUUGGUGCCCGCGGUCCCCCGCACGAGCUCUCCUCGUAGCGUGGCCGUGCCCCAGGAAGAGGAGCGCAUGCUUUCCACUUCUCCUGGCGUUGGCUGGCAAAAACUACCCAAAAACAGCAGCACCGAUCAUCUCAACGUUUCUCAGCCACUUCUUCCAAGUCAAGUUAGCACCCAUGCCUCCCUCAUCUCUUGUUCAAAAGAGUGUGCCCCAUCUUGGCUCAGCGUGCCAUCUAGGGUGAUUGACUCUGCCAGAUCAUCGACUGGUCCACUCACGGCAGCGAUCCCUUACCCAUGCAUUCCCCCACCUCAGCCACCACCACCAACGGUCACCAUCGAUGAGGUGACUCGCAGCUUUGUCGUGGACUGGACCGAUGAUCAGGCUGUGGAUGGAGUAACCUACAAUCUGGCCGUCUUGCCAGACAUGGCUGAAACACCGCAAGAUAUUUACUCUGGAACUGAUUCAUUCCACACCCCCGUGGGCCUUGUGCCUGGCAAGCGCGUUCGCUUCGUGGUGAGCGCCACCAACUUCUUUGGCACCAGCGAGUACAGCUUGCCCAGCCCUCCCAUCACAAUUCCUGAGUUUGACGAGACACGCGCGCCCACCCCUGAUGAUCGACCUCACUGCCCUUUCUUCAUGACGGGCUUUUGUCCACGUGGCAGCGCUUGUCCACUGUACCAUGGCGAGCGGCUAUCGCAAGGAGACCUGGCCGCUGCUCUAGCUGCCAUUGCUAGUGUGUCGGAUCCCGAUGUGCAGCUGGCGUUUGCCCUGCAAGCCUCAAUGCAAGAGGCCCAAGGUGCCUCAUACGAUGACUCCAAUCAAACACUCUUCAAACGCGAAUUCCAUCGCAAGGAACUCGAACUGCGCGAGCGGGUUGGUCUUCUCAUUCUGGGCUUGCAAGUGUGA